UGCUUCUCUAUCUAUAGGCACAGAUCAGGGGAGCAAGAACGAAACGAGGGAGCCAGAGAAAGCAAAAGCAAGACUUAUUAAAAGUGUGGGGAAAUGUGUUUAAAAUUAAAAAACGAAAUGUUAGGAGAACCAGAAGAUUGAUUUGGCCUGGAGAGAAUACGGGAUCAAGCAGAGGUGCUUCAGAGGUGCUUCACCGUGAGGCCGCCCCAAAAAAUGGACUUAUCAACCUUAAUUUCUUUAAAAUAAGGACACAAAACGUGGAUCAAAAGUCAAAAGGUUUUGAAUAUAUUUGCUUGCUAUAGCAAAAUUAUCAGGACAACAGCAUUGAUUAAGGAGAUUUAAUCAGACCUAAUACAAACGUGUCGCAGUGGGUGAGUCAGACUGACAGUCAUCUGCUGAUGGAGGAGUCUGGUAGCCCUCGCUUCAGGAAGCUUCAUUUCCCUGUGGGCCUGUGGAUAAAUUCUCCACGGAAACAUUUUGCCAAGCUGGGAGCACGUUGGCCAAGUGCAGCAUCAGUCAAAUCUACUACUAGCUCAGAUGCGGCCUCAGUGCAUGAGACUCCGCCCCCAGCACCUCCCACUGCCCACUCUUUCUCUAGCCCCUCAAUUUCGCCACCCUCCCCUUCACCUAACCCUGCCUUCCUUCGUCCUCGGCCAGCCAAUCAGCAGUCUCGUGCCAAGCGUCUGUCCCACCUCUUCUUAAGAGGGCGGUCCAACAGUGAUCGUGACCGUGCCGUUGGAGAACGUGAGAGGGAAGUGUGGGCUCAUUCAGCCACUCCAUCACUGCAUCACUACCUGCCCCCUGCAUCAUCUUCUGCCCCAGGACUAGUGAAGAUUUAUGGUGAUGCUCUCUCAAGCGGAGCUAACUACCGUAGCCUGCUGGCAAACAUCCACUCUACAGCACGACAGCUCAUCCAGCAGGUCAUCACCCGAUACACUGAGAGAGAGAGGGAGAGCGAGAGUGAUGACGUAGCUCUCCAGAAGCAUUCUCCAGAGGACUUCCUGUUGUGUGAUGUCAUUGGAAAGCCCAUUCAGCAGGCAGAUGGUGUUGUACAAUGGCAGACCGAAUGCCGGAGAGGUGUAGCACCCUGGGAAUGUCCCCUGCUGCUAGUGGACAUGUGGAGGCCCAAGGAGGGCUUUGAACGUCGAUUUGAGAUCCAGCGGCGUGAUGAGUAUGAGAGGGAGGAGAGAGAAAAAGAGAAGGAAAGGGAGAGAGAUGGUGAGAGCUACCAAGUGCGCUGGAGACGGAGCCGCAUGGCCUCAGGAGGUGGUCCUGAUGAGGAGCGAGGUCAUCGGGGGCGCAAUACUGAACUCAGAAGGAGCAUCAGUGAUAUGAACCUGACUCUGCGACGUCGCCAGGGCAACCAGGCCAACAACGACGCCAGACGUAGUGGCAACGCAACAAACAGCGGUGGAGCACAGGACAGGAAGAACAUUGUGAGCAUGAUGGCAACAGAGCCAGGACAGGUCACUGGAUCGCGGGUUGUGAGUGAGGCAGACAGAAACUCACGAGCAGCUGAAGAUGAGAAAGAUGCCUGUGACCUGGAAGUGAUGUCCCAGAGCCUGAUCCUCCCCCCUACAGACCGUCCUUACUUCCUGUUGCUACAGGGCUAUGACCAAAGCAAGGACUUUGUUUUGUACAUCAUGACGGGCCACACGCACGUUUUCGGGCGGAAGCCGACAUUCCGCGAGAGGGAGAAGGACAGAGAGCGGGAGCGGAAAGGGAAGAGGCCUCUUAGAGUGGACACUUUCCUCUCGGCUCCUGACCUGCUCGUCCGUCACCUUCUUGUCAGGAGGGACUCAGCUGUCCCUGAGCAACCUCGUGGUCAAGCUUUGUUGCGCCCAUUCAGAGGAGGAGCUGUCAGUCAUAAUGGAGUUGUGCUGUACAGAGAGGCGGUCCUUAAACCUGGAGAUCUCAUAGGACUCGGCAGCCACUUCGUCUUCCUGUACCGUGACCCCAGAGUGACCCCCACCCCGCCCCUAGCACUGGCUCUACCCUUGCAGGCCGAUGGGAUGAUUUCCUUUGGCUCUGGAAACAUGAUGGACAGACAGGAAGCUCUCAGGAAAUAUCUGGGAUCCACUGAGGCAGUGCUGAAAUUUCAGGCAAAUCAUGCAGACAUCCUCUUACAGGAAAUUAUGUCAAAGAAUUCGACUCCAGAUUCAGGUGGUGGACCCUUAGCGCCAGCUUAUCUGCUGUCACUCAUGAUUGACCAUGCAUCCAAACAUCUGGACCCUGCACUAACACCCCAGCUGCUGUUAAAGGCAGCCAAUCAGAUAAAGGCGAUUGUGUGGGAGAACAUUAAAGAGUUUGGAGACAAACAUCCGACACAAACCUCUCCAGAGUCCGAGGCUGACCUUCCUCCUCCUAGCGUGGAGAAACUCUCCUCUGACCUCCGACCUCUCAUGUUCUGGAUGUCCAAUGCCACUGAGCUCCUCAACUUCUUCCAGGUCAAAGUAGAGGCCAUGGAGAAGGAAUGGGAGUUCGAGGCCCCUGGUGACCCCGUUCUGUCAGCUGACAUGGACACUUGCUCGGAUGCCCUGGCGCAGCUGGAUGAUGUCAUCAUGCACACUUUCCAGCAGUGUGUGUAUCACCUGACGAAGACCUUAUACUCCCUCCUUCCCACUCUAUUGGACACCAACCCGUUCUCCAGCGAAGACAAAGAGAAGGAGAAGGCUGGAGAUAGUCACAGAGUUGAAGGAGAAGGGGCUGAGGAAAGUGAUGUAUCUAAUCUACCCCCCACUGUGGCAGGGCUGGUGGAAGUGUAUCGCUGUUCCUUGCAGUUGACGCGCGAGGCCUGCCUCUCUCCACCUCUCACUUCCCAGACCUUCGGCUACCUGUUCUUCUUCACCAACACCUCACUCCUUAACACCCUGCUUGAGAGAGACAGUUUGUUUUCCUGGUCACGUGCAGUGCAGAUUCGCACUAAUCUAGACCUGGUUCUAGACUGGCUACAGGGGGCGGGACUAGGAGAUAUUGCCUCGGAAUUCCUCAAAAAGCUGUCAAACACUGUCAACUUCCUGUGCAUUCCUAAGACCCGCCUUAUCCAGUCAUCUUGGGCCAGCCUACAGGAGGACCAUGCCUUGUUAAGCCCUGCGCAGCUUCACCACCUUCUGACUCAUUAUAAGCUAGGACCAGCCAGAGCUCCGCCUUCCUGUUGGGCUCCGCCCCCAGGCACUGAACUCGGAGGCGAUAUUUUUGAGAGCUUCCUAGACCAUCCACCUCUUAUCCUACCCAAUGAAACCCCGAGUCUGGACCUUACUCAGCCAAUCCCUAACCCUGAGCUCCAAAAGGAAGUGACACGUCUGCGGACUUUCCUGUGGGGUCUGGAUCAGGACGAACCUCCUGCCAAUCAGAGAACUAGGUUGUAGUAGUGGAAUACAGAAUCUCUGGGGUUAACAGUACUUAAAUUUAUACAAAAGACACACCAGGGUCUUGGCCUAUACAGCACAUCUGUAAGAUUGCAAUACAUAUCACUUUCUCUCUAUGUAAGUACAAAUUGCUUUUGAGAGUUUUUCACAGAGUACUUCUAACUGGCAUGGGCUGUAGUCCUUUAAAACUCUUAGGAAGGACUUAAAACGCUGUAAAAGACGCUUUUUCAAAAUGCCCCAACGUUAUUGUUUAAAGCAAACUUUGCUCAAUUAUGAUGCUUACCCUGUAUAACUUGGGCAUCAUGUUAGAUAAUUAUCCAUCAUGUUACAUAUCCACACUAAGUUGUAUAAUCAUUGCCUGGCUGCAGUGGUUACUUUACUUUUAGUUUUUUAAAGAAUUUAGUUUAUAUUCACUCUUUUUACUUUUUAGGAAUGCAAAACGUCAUUGUUGGUGACACCUAGACCAGAUAUACGCUAAUGUACACUAAAGGUCAGAAUAUAACACUAAGGGUUAUAAUAAAUUCUUGCAUCAUAGUAUGUAUAUGCCAUAUUUUAAAUCACACCUUGUGAUGUUUGUGUUUUUCCUCUAUAUAAACACAUUUUAGUUACUACAGUUACACUGAGCAACACACCUGACAUCCUUUUCCCUACGAUUUUCUCCAUCAUUUACAGUGAAGCGUGCCCCAAUCUUCCCUUCCAGGUCCCCUCACUGCACUAUAAAGUUGGUGAUUCAGAAUUAUCCGUGAUCUCACCCACCCUGACAACAUGUUACACUCUAGACCCAUCUCCAACAUCUGCUUCUCACUAUAAUACACUGACCUCAUAAUACACUGACAAGGUUCACCUAGAUGCAUUACAUAUUAUAUCCAUGUGUUGUAUGUCCACAUAUUGCCAAUAAAAAAUGAUUGUCAUGAGACCAGU
This is a messenger RNA of Pangasianodon hypophthalmus (striped catfish), 4289 nucleotides long. RefSeq names its product Ras interacting protein 1 (gene rasip1). The record is from RefSeq and is a predicted model, not a curated record. Gene Ontology annotation, biological process: angiogenesis; negative regulation of Rho protein signal transduction; regulation of GTPase activity. Gene Ontology annotation, molecular function: GTPase binding. Bases 399 to 3368 code for a protein of 989 amino acids. Gene Ontology annotation, cellular component: cell-cell junction. The transcript is spliced from 16 exons. Lineage: Eukaryota; Metazoa; Chordata; Actinopteri; Siluriformes; Pangasiidae.